AUGCCUCCAAAGCCUUCGGGAUUGCUCAAGAAAUCUGUGCCAUCCUUGAAAGACGUGAGGAAGAAAGCAUCGACCAAGCAACCUCUCCCUGUCUCAGAGCGCCUGAAGCGCCUGUUUAAUUCACUGUGUGCUCAGAUCGACGGCGGUCACUUCACGAAUGCAGUCAAGACAUGCGACAAGAUCCUUCGACUAGACCCGAAGGAUAAGGAUGCGCUGCAAGCCAAGCUCUUUCUUCUCUUGCAAAUUGAGCAAUACAGCGCUGCUCUGACUUUGUUGGACUCCCUUGGGUCAUCCUCCGAAGGUGCUUUUGAGAAGGCCUAUUCGCUAUAUCGCUUGCAACGCGAAUCGGAGGCAUCCCAGAUAUUAAAUGACAUCAAGCAGUCAAAUGUCGACGAUCGAGGAGUCUUGCAUCUGGAAGCUCAGCUGAGUUACCGUCAAGGAUCUUACCACGCCGCUUUCGACCUGUAUAACCAGCUUCUAGACACGGCCGAUCCGCAAACUGAGGAGCACUCCGAUAUCCUCACGAAUCUCCAAGCAUCCCAACGACAUCUAGAUUUUAUCAACACCGACUAUCUUCGCGUCCUUGACCAACUCCCGAUGUCCGUCACGAAUAGCCUUGAGACGUCCCAACCGCCGGUACACCCGACUACUUCAUUAUUGCCCUUGGCAAAUGCACCAUCUGCCGAAGAGAAGAUGACGAAACCGAAACUGAAGAAGGUGCGCACACGCCGUGUACCUGCCGGAGUUGUCCCCGGCGUUACGCCAGCUCCCGAUCCGGAACGUUGGUUGAAGAGGACGGAGCGAUCGACGUUCGUGCAGGCACGGAGCAAGAGAAGGGGUGGUGGGGGCGGAGGGGCCACGCAAGGCAUGGUAGAAAGCGGUGGUGCAAGUGGUGCCGGGGGACAAAGCAGAAGUGGCGGUGGAAACACAAAGGGAAAGAAGAAGAAGUAA
This is a messenger RNA of Heterobasidion irregulare TC 32-1, 951 nucleotides long. RefSeq lists its product as uncharacterized. The record is from RefSeq and is a predicted model, not a curated record. Lineage: Eukaryota; Fungi; Basidiomycota; Agaricomycetes; Russulales; Bondarzewiaceae. Gene Ontology annotation, molecular function: protein binding; ribosome binding; 7S RNA binding. The transcript has 4 exons. Gene Ontology annotation, biological process: SRP-dependent cotranslational protein targeting to membrane. Gene Ontology annotation, cellular component: signal recognition particle, endoplasmic reticulum targeting. The coding region runs from base 1 to 951 and encodes 316 amino acids.